Molecule: messenger RNA, 1004 nt
Organism: Xenopus laevis (African clawed frog)
Lineage: Eukaryota; Metazoa; Chordata; Amphibia; Anura; Pipidae
Product: lecithin retinol acyltransferase
Exons: 2
Coding region: 88-771 (227 amino acids)
Source: RefSeq, a predicted model, not a curated record
UUCUUCCAUUUACCAGUAAAAAAAAAGAAAAAAAGCAACUCUCCAGAAAUCCUAACUGAGGCACAGGACACCAUCAAGGUGAGGGAAAUGAAGAGCCCGCUCUUUGACUUGCUUUUUUUUUUUUUGGAUAAGUUGUCCUUGUUUGUUAACUUUAAACCAUUUGGCAUAGAGGAGGUUCAGGGACAGACGAAAAAUUACGAUGAUCACUUUUUUAAAAGAGGCGACCUGUUGGAGGUCCCGAGGACGCUGUUUGUUCAUUUUGGAAUCUAUUUAGGGAAUAACAAAGUGGCCCAUUUGAUGCCGGAUAUUCUUCCAGCUCUGUCAGACGACCAAUGUUUAAUAAGGAGAGUAGUAACAAAUAAAAGACUUAUCAUGGGCGUUCUGGCCAAGAUAGCCAGCAUUAGAGUGGACUCUGUGCAGGAUUUUGCCUAUGGAGGAAAUAUCUUAGUAAACCACAUGGACAGAAGCUUCAACACAAAACCUCUGACUAAUGAAGAAGUGGCUCAGAGGGCAGAGAAACUGGUUGGCGCUACACCUUACAGCCUCCUGUGGAACAACUGUGAGCACUUUGUCACUUACUGCAGAUAUGGCAUGCCUGUCAGCUUUCAGACCGACAAGUUCUGUGAAACACUAAAGAGGAUUAUCCGUGACCAGAGAAGUGUAUUUGUCUCUGCGGCCUCGGGACUGCUGCUAAUACUCUGCAUCGGCUUGGAACCUUACAUCACCUUUCCCAGUCUCCUCAUUACCUUCAUACUGUGGAUGGCAAGCUAGAGAAGAAGACCAAGCACGGCCAACUUUGUGUGUGUAAAUAUGUAAGAUAAAAUAUUUAUGGGGGAUGCAGAAAGUCAGAAAGUUCAAAACAUCACAAUCCAUUUUUUUUUUUUUUUACAUUUUCUGGCUUUAUUAUUAGUCAGGGUUUUUCAUCAUAUACUAAGAAAGAAGACAUGAUGUAAAAGUACUAUAAACUAUAUAUAUAUAUAAAAAUAAUUAAGCACAUAUAUUAC